Boleophthalmus pectinirostris (great blue-spotted mudskipper) is the source of this 2226-nucleotide messenger RNA. It is a transcript of the gene fip1l1b, whose product is annotated as FIP1 like 1b (S. cerevisiae). Gene Ontology annotation, cellular component: mRNA cleavage and polyadenylation specificity factor complex. Bases 180 to 1850 code for a protein of 556 amino acids. The record is from RefSeq and is a predicted model, not a curated record. Lineage: Eukaryota; Metazoa; Chordata; Actinopteri; Gobiiformes; Gobiidae. Gene Ontology annotation, molecular function: RNA binding. The transcript has 16 exons.
AUCAACAAUACCACUCAAAGAGUCGAUCUCAUCCGGGUUCAGCGCUAACUAGCAACGGUUUGCCGUUUGCACAUGAAAUUGAAUAAUAAUUUAUAAAUCCGUGCCCUAAACUACAGCAGAGCUUUUGUGGAUGUUUUGACUAACGAUCUUAUUUAAACGCGAAGUCUUAGUUAGCCGAAAUGUCUGCGGAGGAAGCGGACAAAACAGGCACCACGGACGCCAGCGCUGGAGAUGAGGAGGAGGAAUGGCUGUAUGGAGAUGAGUCCGAGAGCAAAGAUGAGGAUGAAGAGGCCAAACUAAACGCUGCCGUCAGUGCUGCUCCUGCUGAUGCUUCAACAGAUGACGUUGCAGAACAUGCAACAGGCAACGGGGUGGUUUCUGAGCCCAGUGGAGAAGCUGCAGGUGAGGAUGAGGAUAGUGACAGCGACAGUGAUGAUGAUGAUGACGAUGUCCGUGUCACCAUUGGAGACAUUAAAACUGGAGCACCAUACACAUCAUAUGGAGCUCCACCUGUCAAUCUCAACAUAAAAUCCACUAGCUCCAGGCCAUAUGGACAAGUUUCAGCAAAGCUAAAAGGAGUUGACUUGGAUGCCCCCGGGAAUGUUAACGGUGUUCCAGUUUUGGAGGUGGACGUGGAGUCAUUUGAAGAGAAACCUUGGAGAAAGCCAGGGGCGGAUCUAUCAGACUACUUUAACUACGGCUUCAAUGAAGACACAUGGAAGGCUUAUUGUGAGAAACAGAAGAGACUUCGCAUGGGGCUUGAGGUAUCCACAGUCAGCUCAGUGACAAGUAAAAUUACUGUACAGCAAGGCCGAACUGGUAAUGAUAAAGAUGUGUCCAGUUUGCCAGUUCACACGUCCAAGGCAGACUUCACUGCACCAGUUAGUAUGUACAAGUCCUCUGGCAGCCAGAUCACCAGUAGGAUCUCUCCCACUCAGUGGACUUGCAAGCCGGCUCAAGACAUUUCCUAUUUUACAAAAUCAAGUGGGACAAUUGAUGUGAUCGGUGGUCAGACAGCUACGAUAAGCAGAGUAGAGGGAAGGCGCAGACACAAUCUAGAUGGCAACAAUAUACAGGUGCUCUCUGAGCAUUCGACAUCAGAAGCGGAGCCCACACCAGCGAAACUGCCAACAUUCUUCCCUCCGGGACCUCUUCCUCCAAACAUUCCCCCACCUCCAUUUCUCCCCCCGCCCCCGAACGUCAGCACAGCGCCACCUCUCAUUCCCCCUCCCAGAAUGCCUAUCACAGUUCCUCCGCCUGGCUUUCCUCCCCCACCGACUGGGCCACCCCCUUCAAUUAUACCUACUUUAGACAGUGCGCAUGCCGGAGGUUACGAUGGCCGCUCUGUCCCUCCCUAUCCUUUCCCACAAGGUGCUUACCCUCCUCCUAUGGCUGGAGGUGUGCCCCCUCCAUGGCCGCCAAUGAUGGACAAUUCUAAACCUUGGGACUACUAUCCUCGUCGUGAUGAAAAAAGAGACAAAGACAGAGACAGACCCAGGGAGAGAGCCCAUGAGCGAGAGAGAGAGAGGGAACACAGCCCCUCAGGGAUGAGCUACACCAGCGAUGAAGAGCGAUAUCGUUACCGUGAGUACCAAGAGCGUGGUUAUGAGCGUCACCGUGAGCGGGCGAGUCGAGAGAAGGAGGAAAGGCACAGAGAGAGACGACACCGAGAGAAAGAAGAGGGGCGCCACAAGUCCUCACGCAGCAGCAGUAGUAGACGGAGGCAUGACAGUGAAGAAGGCGAAGGCCACAGAAGACACAAGCACAAAAAGAGUAAGAGGAACAAAGAGGGCAAGGAGGCCAGCGAGGACAUGGGUGCAGAUCAAGAAAACCAGGAGGCAAUGGAAUAAAUCACUCAAUCAUCAGUUUUUUUGUUUUGUUUUAUUUUCCUUGUGUUAUUCCCAGACCUAAAUGAGGAAAAUGGUAAUUUGAAGCACUGGCCAACAAAACCAAGAAGUCAGAAAUUAUUAAUGCAUAUUUUCAGCCCCUAACAUUAAUCUCAAUUUGACUCCAUUUUGUUGUCAUUUGUCUUUAUUAUAGGAGGCAGUAAAUGCUCCCUUCAUGUUUAUUGAUCAGUCACAGUCUGCCCCUCUCAAAGAUCUAGGGCUCAGAAAUUUACAAUAUUGUACAAAUGGCGCCCUUUCUGUUUUUUUGUCUUUCUGUUCUUGUCCUGUAAAAUACUAUGCUAGACCGCUGUCAAGUCAAUAAAAACACUUUUGAUAAGAA